This is a messenger RNA of Corythoichthys intestinalis (scribbled pipefish), 3224 nucleotides long. It is a transcript of the gene pals1b, whose product is annotated as protein associated with LIN7 1, MAGUK p55 family member b. NCBI's taxonomy places the organism in Eukaryota, Metazoa, Chordata, Actinopteri, Syngnathiformes, Syngnathidae. The record is from RefSeq and is a predicted model, not a curated record. Bases 418 to 2373 code for a protein of 651 amino acids. Gene Ontology annotation, biological process: generation of neurons; protein localization to plasma membrane; morphogenesis of an epithelial sheet. Gene Ontology annotation, cellular component: plasma membrane; adherens junction. The transcript is spliced from 14 exons. Gene Ontology annotation, molecular function: protein binding.
GGUGCCGCUGUGUUGCCUCAGUGUUGCCAAGGGAGACCGCAUGAAAACACCUCGUGCAUGUCCUCAAUGGCUUCAAGAGUUUCGGAACACAACUCUCACUACAAGCUGGACGUGGACUACCCGGAUCACGAGAGAGACAACGCAUGCUUUCGUUUUGAUAUUUGACCGUGAUUGAUUCUUUUCAUCUCUGGUAAACGAGGUUGCGGUGGAUUUUAAAAGGGGGGGAAAAGAGCAAAAGGGGGCAACAGGCUUUUCUUAAGCCGUAUUCACAGACACCGAACUGGAUGACUGUUUGCACCUACAUCCGUAUUGGAGUAAAAUGGCUCCAGAUGAGAGUUUGUUCACCAGUUCCUCUUAACAGCCAAGCAGAGCUCAGCCAGGACUGAGGUGGUCUGAGCCGUAUGCUUUGGGGCAGUUAUGAUCACGUCCCACAUGAACGGUUAUGUGCAAGAGGGCUCUGGCCAGGCCGCCAACCACAGGGAACGGGCGGUGGACUGUCCCGGCGAUGAGAGCUGCCUCGUCAAACCCGUGCACUGCAGCGCCCAGAUGGAGAGAAUUCAGCACUAUCAGGAGGAGCUGAGGAGGAGGAGAGAAGAGGACAGCCGGGGGAAGCACGACAUCGACCCCAACGCUUCACUGAGGCUCAAGAAGCUGGCGCAGAACCCCAAAGUGGGCGUUGACAAUCCCACCUUCGAGGGGAGGGAAAACACCACCAAAGAUGCACAUUCCCAGGCCCCGCUUGCUGAGCUGGAGGACCUGCUGCAGGCUGUAAAGUGGGUGCAGCAAUGCUUGAGUGACGCUCAGAGCCAGCAGGAUGCAGAGCUGCUGCUCCAGCUGCUGGCAAAGGAUGACUUCAAGUGCGCAUACAACAUCUACACUGUUGUGUCCCAAAAGAUGAACAGAGUGAACCCCACCUCGCCCCUCACUGUACAAGCGCAAGAACUUUGCCUAGAGGUCCAAAAGAUCCUCCAGUCCAGCCAACAGAGGGAAGGCUUGGAGCUCAGCGCUCUACUAACCAAUCCUCAUCUCCAGGCGCUGAUGCAGGCACAUGACAGCUUAGCAGUUCAGGAAAUAUCAGAAGACACUGUGAUCCAGUAUUUUGGAGAAACUGUGAAAAUGGUGCGGCUGCAUAAAACCCGUGAUACUCCACUGGGUGCGACCGUACGUAAUGACAUGGAUAGUGUUGUGGUGAGUCGAGUAGUGAAAGGCGGGACCGCGGAGCGAAGCGGCCUGCUCAAUGAGGGGGACGAGAUCCUGGAGAUCAAUGGCUUUUCAGUUCGUGGGAAGCACGUCAAUGAAGUUCACGACUUACUGCAACAAAUGCACGGCACUUUGACCUUCCUCCUCAUCCCAAGCUCUCAGAUUAAACCUGCCCAACACAGACAGACUGUGAUGCACGUACGAGCUUACUUUGACUACGACCCCUCGGAUGACCCUUUCGUGCCAUGUAGGGAGCUUGGCCUGUCUUUCCAGAAAGGGGAUAUUCUCCAUGUCAUCAGCCAGGACGACCCCAACUGGUGGCAGGCUUACAGGGACGGUGACGAGGAAAACCAGUUACUGGCUGGACUCAUUCCAGGGAAGUGCUUCCAGCAACAGCGAGAGACCUUGAAGCGAACUAUGCCAGACAGGAGUAGAGAACAACAACAAGGGAAGCGUUGGUAUGUGAAGAAAAACAAGAAACAGAAAAAGAAAAGCACAUCACCUCUGAGCAAAAGCACAGAAUGCGAUGACGUCCUGACCUACGAAGAAAUGUCUCUCUACCACCAACCCGCCAACCGCAAACGUCCCAUCGCUCUCAUCGCUCCGACAAACAGCGGCCACGACGAGCUGCGCCGCAGGCUGCUCUCAAUCGAACCAGACAAGUUUGCAGUCGCCGUCCCACACACAACCAGAAGCCCGAGGAUACAUGAACGAAACGGGCGCGAGUAUCACUUCGUGAGCCGACAAGGCUUCGAGGCCGACCUUUCAGCGGGGAAGUUCAUAGAGUCUGGGGAAUACGAGAAGAACCUGUAUGGGACCAGCACGGAUUCUGUGCGACAUGUGGUCAACUCUGGACGCAUCUGUUUGCUCUGUCUGCACACCAGGUCGUUGAAGGUGCUAAGGUCAUCCAACCUUAAGCCUUUCGUCAUCUUCAUUGCUCCUCCUUCUCAAGAACGACUGCGCACCCUGCUGGCUACUGAGGGAAAAACACCCAAGCCCGAGGACCUAAAGGAGGUCAUCGAGAAGGCUCGUGAGAUGGAGCAGGACUUCGGCCACGUUUUCGAUGCCACCAUCGUGAACUCCGAGCCAACCGAGGCUUUCUACGAACUGCGCAAGCUCAUCGAGAAGCUGGAUACUGAACCACAGUGGGUGCCCACCUCCUGGCUCUGCUAAACUUCUCAGUUGAAGGACAGAUGGUACUUUUGCACAUUUCGUUGAUUUGUUUCUCAGAGAUGAACUCAGGUUUCUUACAGUUCUUGUCUGUGCGUUUCAAUUGUCAUUUUAUCCUCCCCUUUUGCUUUAGCCAUUGAUGAACCAUAGAAACAUCUGAAUAUUUAUAAUUGUAAAUACAGAUUUUUUUGUUUUUUUUUAGAAAAAAUGUAAACAUUUUACUCUUUAAUUGUAUGUGUAUACAAUAUGAGGGGCAUAUUGAUAUAAUGGUACAUUGCUUUAAGUGACUGCAGUUACUUCUUCCUACCGCAAUCAGUGUUAUUUUUUUGUUUUACUAUUUGUGUUCUGUUGACAGGCCUCUAAUUAUAUUGUUUGCAAUGAUUGGUUAUUAUUAAAAAUGUAUGUUAUACAGGAAAAUCGUCUUCCCACCACCCUGUUACUGCAACACUGUCUAAAUUCAUACCUGACAAAAAUCUGUGAAAUGUAACAGUGUGGUGCAAAAUGCACAGGAGGAUGCAACCAGUUUGAGUUUGAAUACAGUACACAUUUUAUUUGAUGACAAAUGAAAUGUGUGUUUGGGCGGGUGCGGUUGCAAAGGAAUCAUAAGGUAAACAUCUUUGAAAUGAGGUAAUGGCACUCACACACUUGACUAGCAAAAUUAAGAUAUACAGCAUACAAUAUGAGGGACACCGUUUACUACUAAUUACCAUUCUAAUCUUUAUAUCAUGUAUAGUUUCUCAAUUUACACAUUAUUUUAGCUAGCUUGGAGUUCUGUACAAAGAUGGAAAUGCAUGAUUCUUUCCAGUAUUGCCACAAAACACAACACAAUAACACACAAUUACCUUCUUGGGAAG